GUGACGCCAGCGCGGCGCCGUCGCGGCAGUGACGCCGGGUCUGCCGGCCUGGAUAGGGGGCGGCGGCGGCGGCCUGCCCCGGGGAUGGCGAUGUUCCGCAGCCUGGUGGCCUCGGCGCAGCAGCGGCAGCCGCCGGCUGGGCCCGCGGGCGGCGAUAGCGGCCUGGAGGCGCAGUUCAGCUGUCCCAUCUGCCUGGAGGUGUACCAUCGGCCAGUGGCCAUCGGCAGCUGCGGCCACACGUUCUGCGGGGAGUGCCUCCAGCCAUGUCUGCAGGUGCCAUCCCCUCUGUGCCCUCUCUGCCGUCUGCCCUUCGACCCCAAGAAAGUGGACAAGGCCACCCAUGUAGAGAAGCAGCUCUCAUCCUACAAGGCACCCUGUCGGGGUUGCAACAAGAAGGUGACACUGGCCAAGAUGAGAGCGCACAUUUCCUCCUGCCUGAAGGUCCAGGAGCAGAUGGCUAACUGCCCCAAGUUCGUCCCUGUGGUGCCCACAUCCCAGCCCAUCCCCAGCAAUAUCCCCAACCGGUCUACCUUCGCCUGCCCCUACUGCGGAGCCCGCAAUCUGGAUCAGCAGGAGCUGGUGAAGCACUGCGUGGAAAGUCACCGUAGUGAUCCCAACCGUGUGGUGUGCCCCAUCUGCUCAGCAAUGCCCUGGGGGGACCCCAGCUACAAAAGCGCCAACUUCCUGCAGCAUCUGCUGCACCGGCACAAGUUCUCCUACGACACCUUCGUGGACUACAGCAUCGACGAAGAAGCCGCCUUCCAGGCUGCCCUGGCUCUGUCCCUCUCUGAGAACUGAGGCACAGCCUGGCCACCCGCCUCUUAUGGGGCAGAAGACACAUUCCCGCUUCAAGGGAUAGGGCUGUUGCCCUUCUGCCCUGGCACCUGCACAGGAGUGCGCCUCACCAGGCCAAGUGGAAUGUUACACAAGGAGAGUUGGUCUCAGAAUCCCCAGGCUAGGAUCCUGGCUAGCUGGCCCCUUGUCAUCAAGCAGGGCCACCAGGUCCUGGCCAGCAGCACUGGGCCCUCGGUGCUUCAAGGGGCAGGUGCUGGCUGUUGGGUUAGAGCAGGUGGCUGCCUUUCCCAGACUGGAUGUCUUCGUGUGGAGAAGGAUGAGGUGCCCUAAGCUGUGCCCAGCAGGACCAGGGGAAGAGGUGCCCAGCCAAGGCUGCCAGCCCACCCGGUCGGUCCCUAGCUUCGCUUCCACCGUGAGCAUUUGGUACUGGCUUUUGUGAUAUUUAGGAACCCUGCGUUUUUCUAUCUUAUCCUGUGUGAUAAUCUUUUCAUGUUUUCUAGAGCAAAAACAAAGCAGUUACUCUUCUAUCGCAAUACCCAGGUUUGACUAGGAAGAGCAGUAUUUUUAUGGAGCAUUUACAAAGUUAUAUUUUUUAAAAAAAAAUCAAAAAUAAACGUGUGGGAUGAGUGUAGAGGGAGGAGCGUGGGCGUGGCCAGGGCUUUGUCUGUGUGACGGGUGGCGUCCCCAAGCCAUGUGAUCUCUGAGGAGGUGGCUCCUGUCUGGUGGUUUGUGAUGACCCAGAAGAAAUCCUAGCACCAGGUGGGCCACUGUGCCCAGCAUCUGGGCCAUCUGCUCCCAGCAGAUGUAGGACAGCCCAGACAGAAUGGAGUCCUUCUGCCCUGCCUUGUCACCUUCCAGAGCCAACCGUAUCCCUCCUCAGGCAGGGACUUCCCUUACCAGUGGUAGAGCCCUCAAGGGCCAGAGAGACCUGCUUGGUGGCAGGUCAGGCAAGAAAACAUUUGUCAGCAUCUUGUUCUGUUCAUGGCAUAAAUUGCUGUCUUUUCAAAAGAGUUUUAAAUAAAGUGUUUCCAAGCACC
Mus caroli (Ryukyu mouse) is the source of this 1832-nucleotide messenger RNA. RefSeq names its product ring finger protein 166 (gene Rnf166). NCBI's taxonomy places the organism in Eukaryota, Metazoa, Chordata, Mammalia, Rodentia, Muridae. Gene Ontology annotation, molecular function: ubiquitin protein ligase activity. Gene Ontology annotation, biological process: ubiquitin-dependent protein catabolic process; protein polyubiquitination. The record is from RefSeq and is a predicted model, not a curated record.